AUGUCGAGCUGGGUCGCACUGAAUGUUGAGCCCGAUGAGGCUGUUGAAGAAGAGGUUGACGACACCAAGGAGCUUCAGAUUGAAGAAGCCUUGAAGCUUUACCACGGUGCUCUGAAGCUUCAUUCCCAAGGACCAGAAUACUAUGCUCAGGCUGCGGAUGCAUACGACGCGCUUCUCAAUUCGGAGAUCUUCAAAUACCCAGAGUCUGUCUCCGAAUUCCAAAGGAGCGCAUUCGACGAUGCGCAAGCCCAGCAGAUUUCCGAUGAAGUUGCUCCCGAAUCGAUCGCCGAAUACAAUGGCACCGACUCCGCCUCCAGUUUAUUCCAAGUGCUAUAUCUGUCCUACAAGAAUCAUGGCAAAUUUGUCCUCGACUCAGUACUGAACUCCAUGCAACGAACGCUACCGUCUCCCGAAACCGAGCAGGAAGCACAAACAAAGCUGAAGGAGGCAUCUACGACAGCUCUGAGGUCAUUCGGGGAUGCGCUCGAACGAGAUGACUCGGAUCUCAAUCUCUGGAGACAAAGCGCAAGACUCAGCAGUGCUUUGAACAGCUAUCGUUUGUCGCGGUAUUGCUUAGAAAGCGUACUGGCGGACGAUAAUAAUCGCUUGGAAUUGCGGUCAGAGCAACUUGGCAUAGAGGAAAUAUUUGCGGAGCAACGCCUGCGCAGCACGCUGCAGUCCCUUUUCGACCAAAUGUCUGCGUGUCAAAUGCCCGAUCAAAGGCCCAAAAGAGCUCUUCUGAAAUACCUCAAGCAGCAUGAGGACCCAUAUCCCAAUCUACCCGCCCUCCCAGCCGACUUGUGUGAUUUAGAUUUGUCCAAGCACCCUCUUGCUCUAUGCACAUCCCGUCGAGAAAUAGCACCAUCCGCCCCCACCUGGGAGGCAGUCGGUAAGGCACUCCUUCAGGCGCUUGAUGAAGAAGAUAAUGCCUCGCUCGCUGCUGUUCCCACUAAACCAAUUGGAAUCAUCUUACCUGCAAGGAGCUCUCAGGCUCCAAUCACGCCAAUCCAAAAUGAAGAGGACACAGAAAUGGUCAUGGAUGCCGUGGAGCUGGGAAGCAAGGACGACAACGAGGAUGGCAACGUGGCCAUGGUUGAGACAACUGAGAACGAUGCUAAGUCGGACCAAGGUGCACCUGAGCCAACGAAAGAGCCCUCUGAACCAGGCGAAGAAGAAUCAACCUGCGACCAGAGUGCUGAAAAGCAACUCAUAGAAUCACUGGAACGUCAAUCAACGCAACCACAGGAUAAGCAGACCGAACAAGAUGGUACCCAGACAGAAGAAGUGGACACCAACUCUGCAACAGACGCCCGGAAGAGAUCGUCGGCUUCAGCGGUAAACGACGAGCCAGAAGGAGGGCGCAUGAAGAGCAGACGGACGCGAGCCCGAGAGUCCAAUGCUGAUGGUCUGGCGCCGCUCGAGGAAGUUGCGUUUGAUCAAGAAAAGUACUACGGAGACCGUCUUGAGGUGUUUAUCAAUGCCGAUGAUUGGAUGUUCAGCACUGUCGACUCUCUCUUCUCGAAGGUCGGUAUUGAUGCACUGGGUAGUAUUGAAGGUCUGAGGGAAAAGUGCUCUCAAAUCGACUCAACGGAGAGACCCCAAGAUAUUGAGUUGCGACUCUUUCAGGAUCUUCGAGGUCUCAUCAAGACGUGGGAUGAUGAAAAAUCACGGUCGAUGCAACAGAAAGACGAAAUUUCUCCCCUCAAGGACAUCCGCGGCACAAGCAAGUCUGGGUUAGCUGUCUUUCUUGAGCACUCAAGGAAAGGAGCUAGGAAGCCAAGCGUCGAGGAAGAGCUUCCCUGUGGGGAGCAGCUCUAUAAUUUCUCCAAUGCAAUCAACUCUAGCUGGCUACAUCCCCAUCAAACAUCCUUCGAGUGGCUCAAGUGUCUUCUUAUGCCGGAAUUUGGCCAGGAGACUCCAGAUUGGACGACGGCAAAAUCUAGUUACGUCACUUACUUGUGGCCCAGAGAGCUCAAGAAGACUGUAGUUGGAAUUCUAGUUCGGGAGGACGAAUUCAUCUACCAGACCUGCAAGAAAUCGAUCGCAAGUCUUGAGGCUCGAGUCCUGAGUUUCGGCAAUGAGGCUGGCUUUGAAUAUAUGGCCAAUGAUCUCUACGAGUUUGAGAUGAUACAAAACAUCUACGAGCUUCAUUUGGAUAUCUUUGCUUCGGUUGACAGCCUUGGCAGUGAGGCAGCCCAGGGUACAGUACUCGCGCAGCGAGAUCGGUUGGCUCGCUGGGGUAUGCUAGCUCGCUCAUCCAUAGAUCAUUUCCUCGAUCACGGUCCAUCUGGCGAAUGCCAAACCAACCUCACGCUCCGCCAUUUGUGGGCAUCGGCAUUCCAUAUCAAUCUCGCCGGGGACGCGCAGCGUGAACACGUGUUGCUCUGUCUCCAAGACCUGAAGAGAAUCCUCAAGUCACUGGGAGACCCAAAUGUCAAUCUCGUCAACAAUGCUACAAUGUCCGAACUGUCAGCUGCUGUGAUAGACCAAGAAGUUUUGAAGCUCAAGUGCAUGGAUUUCUUCGCCAAGGUCUUCAACUCAGACUCCGAGGAUCCCGUGUCUCUCAUCGAAGCCAUAGAGCCAAUUCUUGAACCCGCAUCGGUUGAGCACGCUGAAACGCCAACGGGGAAUGACAUGAACCACCCCACAUCACAUCUCGCUGAGAUGGCUGCCUUCCUAGACCGAGGGGAUGCUACACUGCGACUCUUCCUCUGGCGCAGACUCCAGGAGGCUUACCAAGCUAUUGACUACCCGCCCAAAGUUCUAUCUUGCUAUUUGCGAAGCAUUGAAGUGGUAAUGACAGAACUCGAGGCAUUGAAACAUAACGAAGAAACAAGCAACACUCGUCAGGUCGCUUUGCUGGGCUGGCUCAAAGCCCUUGAUGGCAUCGUGGCCAAAUCCAUACCUCUUGUUCUUGAGGAGUCGGACCAAGCAUUCGACUGCCUAGAUAUGGAACAUAUACGAACCUCAAUGUCGGCUAUUGCCCGCCUGACCAGACUUCUACACAGCUUUAUCCUCUACGAGGACUCGGUUCGAAAUGCGAGAGCUUUACGUUCGCUGCUGGAUUUUACAAUACUUCCUUUUGUGGACGCGGUUGCUCAGAACAAGGAGCUCUUUGUUGAUCCAAAUGAAGACCGUAUCCAUUUCCUUCGUUCCGUUCAUAACGCUUUGGGCGUUAGAACGAUGUGCAGAUACUCGCAGAAGAAGUUCUUGAGGCUUCUCAAAGCGGAGUUGUUUGGUCUCGAAAGCAAGGGAGACUAUGAAUUUGAUAUGUGUCAGCUACUUCUCGACCUUCAUGGUAUCAAAUUCUCUGCAUUCGAUGGGACUGUGGAUCAUGGAUGUCCCUCCGAGAAAUUAGAUCGCCCCACGGCCAUCAUGAUGAUCGAUUUUGUCCUGCAGCAGGCAAACAAGAUGAAUAUGAAGGACUUGUCCAAGUCAGAACUGAAGACUACCAUCGAGAAGAUGCAACAAGCAAUUGGCCCCGCCAAGGCUUCUUCGCAGACACCACAGUUCACCUUCAAUCGCCGUCUUGUAAACGCAUAUCUCAAAGCUGCACUCAACCCAUCUAAUCUUCUUCGUGCUAUCCAGGGCAUUACGGAGCUCUCGACGACGGUAGUUCCCACUGAGAAUGGGAAGAUCGCUGCAAAAGGCUGGUUCUUCCUUCUCGGCCACGCCGCACUCACCAAGUUCCGAUCUCAGAAACGCCUCAGCCCUGGCCCAACGACCGAGCUUGAUGAUGCCAUCGGAUUCUUCCGGCAAGACUUAGAUCAUGGAACAGGCAGAUGGGAAACCUGGUAUCGGCUCGCGCAGGCCUACGAUUCAAAGCUGGACGAAGACAUCACAUGGACGGCUGAUAAAAUCAAUAACAAUCGUUCAGAUUUGGCCGCUUUGCAGCGAAACGCGAUCCACUGCUAUGCCAUGGCUGUUUCGACGGCAACCAGGACUGCAGAACCAACGGCAGAGACCAGUGGACUGAUGGCUGACCUGUACUCCGACUUUGGACUUCGCCUGUACUCAUCUUCCCGCGAGCCACUAUCUAUGGGAGCCUUCAGUGUUGCGGACUUCCCUCGUCAUUUCAGCAGUGAGGAGAGCCAACAGAUGUACAAGGGAAUGCCCUUCAAGGAGAUGUCUUUGUAUUCGGCGUGGAAUUUCGCCAGCAACCUUCUCAAGCGCGCGACGGCGGACAAAUCCAAGCGCUGGAUGGCCCACUAUACGCUAGGCAAGUGUCUUUGGAAAAUGUACAGCAGCAAGGAUGCCUUGAGAACGACAUCUAAAGCAGUGGAAGUGCAAGAGAUCAUAAAUGCUCUUCUUGAUGCUAUUGCUGCGCUUCCGCAACGAAGAGACUCGCGCUCUGAACCAAUCUUCGAGCCCCAUUUCAAACUCUUGUCUGUUGUGCACAAACUAGUUUCCCGAGGGAAAAUGACUCCUGCCGAGGGAAGCAAGACACUCCUCGCAACACCCUGGGCCCGCAAGAUCGAUGCUCCCGAAAGCAUCGAGGGGUGGAAUUCAUACAUACUGGAAGUUAUUCGGAAGUUCAAGAGUGCUGACAAGUCUAACUGGCACCAUCGCAUGGGCGUGAAGGCUGCUCAUAUCAUUUACGACGACCAGCAAAACGCAACCACUGCCCUCGCUGCCAAGCAAGAACUCUCCCAGAUAUUCACCAAAACACUGACAAUCCAAGUGUGGCGUCCUGAAUUUGAACGUCCGGGACGACACUUCGUUUACACGACCCGCUACGUAUACUUCUUCGUUAACCUACUUGACCAGCUGGACGAUCGUGCAAGCCUGGAUCAAUUGCUACGCCGUGUAAGAAAGAAGCAAGGCGAUUUCCUCAAUCACACCAAGCUAUGGGAAGACAUCUGUCUUACCUAUGCCAAGGUGAGCAAACUUCAUUAUCAAAUUGAUCAACCCUCACAAAUCCAAACUCACAUCACCCUUCAGUUAAUCCGCCGCGCCGCCAACAUAACCGAAGGCCACGAAGAAAGCAUCUUCAAACCAAUCGGCUGGGAAGAAUUCUCCACGAAAACAGCCCGUCUAGAAAGCCUCCCCCAACUAGCCCCAGACAGCCAAUCCAUCCUAGAACUCCUCCACGACGCCCUCGAACUCAAAAAACUCAACAACAACCUCAUGAAAAUAACAAUGUUCGAAGACCUAAUCGCCGACCUCUACGCCCGUCUCUACGAAAUCAACACCCCCGCCCUAGUCGAACAAGCAACAGACGAAAACAAAGAAAAAAUGAAACUAGACAAUCUCCUCAUGACCGGCGAAGCCGAAACUACAAAUACACCCCCGGCGACUGACACCCCCGCGCCCCGCGGGCGUACAAAGGGCAUCGCUCGUCGCGAUAUCCAGAAGCGCGCUGAUACUAUCGUCAACAUGAAGCUGGCGCCUCGUGCUGUGGCGAGUAAAGCUCCUGCUGCGGAGACGGACCCGUCUACGCCGACGCAGGCUGGGUUGGGUGAUGUGGCUGCUGCUGCUCCGGGCCCGGUUUCUGCGCUUCGGGGUGAGGAUAAGGAGGGUGGUAGUGGUGAGCAGACUGGGGAUGAGGAGGAGAUGAGUGAGAUAGACGAGACUAAGAUUGGGGAUGAGGGGGCUUCGGUGCUUUUCCCGGCUGUUACUGAUGCUGAGGAGGGUGUGGAUGAAGGGGAUGAAGGGGAUGAAGGGGAUGGUGGGGAUGGUGAUGAGGAGGAGGAUGGUCAGAAUGAGGGUGAGGGCGAGGACGGGGAUGAGAAUGAGAAUGAGGGCGAUGAUAACGGUGAGGGUGAAGGUGAUGUUGAGGGCGAGGAUGAGGGGAAUGAAGAUGAGGAUGAGGAGAUGCAAGAUGAGGAACCGAGCUUGGAGGAGGAUGAUAAAGAGGAGAAGGAUGUUGCGACUGCUGAUCAGUCUGCUAAGGAUACGGAAACUGAGGUUGUGACCGGCAAGCAAGAUGAUGUUAUGGAUAUCACACCUUGA
Penicillium bovifimosum is the source of this 5952-nucleotide messenger RNA. RefSeq names its product putative transcriptional corepressor of histone genes (Hir3) (gene hir3). The transcript is spliced from 5 exons. Gene Ontology annotation, molecular function: nucleosome binding; protein binding. Gene Ontology annotation, cellular component: HIR complex; nucleus. The coding region runs from base 1 to 5952 and encodes 1983 amino acids. NCBI's taxonomy places the organism in Eukaryota, Fungi, Ascomycota, Eurotiomycetes, Eurotiales, Aspergillaceae. The record is from RefSeq and is a predicted model, not a curated record. Gene Ontology annotation, biological process: chromatin organization.